This is a messenger RNA of Thelazia callipaeda (thelaziosis nematode), 1452 nucleotides long. The record is from the annotation of a GenBank genome assembly. Lineage: Eukaryota; Metazoa; Nematoda; Chromadorea; Rhabditida; Thelaziidae.
GAUUCAAAGACGAUGGAACCAGUCUACAGUGGUAUAGUGCAUGUAUUUCAGGGGCGAUUUUUUUCAAAAUGGAAACGAUUCAAAGGUGCCAUAUUUGAGGAGAAUAUCACCGGCCGAGCACGUCUUGAACUUUACUCUUCUGAUUCUCAACUCGCAGCUUUAACACCUUCAAGAAAUAUCCUUCUAGGAGAAUGUGUGGCAAUUCGAAUUGUUAAUUUUCGAAAUACUAUUAACAGUAUGUUUUUUUUCUUCAUUUUCAUUUGCUUAGUUUUGCAUCAUGAGGAUGGUAUAUCGGACUAUUUAGGUGACAAUCGAAUCAUUCAAAUACAAUCCAGAAAUGCUCCUGUGUUACUAAUUGCUGUAGAAAAUGUGGAAGAAUGGCAUUACGUUUUAUGCAAAGUUGCAUUUCCUGAUCAGUUUGCUUCAAUCGGUACACAUCCUUGUUCGUCAUUAUCAACGAAUUCUAAUGAAGAGUACGAUGUUCCAUGGGACUUGAGUCAUAUUCCGGUGUUAUUGGAAACUAACAAAAAUAGCCAUCGUAUUCGAAUCCCAGAGGGAAACUACGAAAUUAGUUUUGGGGAUUCAAUUUUUUUGAAAAAUGGAAUAAAUUGUAUUGAAGUUUGGUCAUAUUCGCAAAUCACGUGGUUUGGUAUGGGGGAAAGUUGCUUUGCAUUUGAAAUUGACUACGAUCAACCGUACGAAUUCAAAUGUGGACGACCAGAAAGUGUGCUAGAAGCUUUACAACAGCAUUUAAAACUGAAAGCUGAUACAGCACUCCCAACAAAUACCUGCAAUGUAUACACAAGACAGUUCAUUUCAUCUGAGCAGAAAUUUGAUCGAAGCUCAUCAGAGCGACAUGGAGAAAAACUAUUUUUACAUUCGACACCAUCCUUUUAUAACGAGCGGAGCAUUACGAAUUCAACAUCAGAUAAUUUACGCUCACGUUUUGUGCUUUUUCGUCGUAAAAAAGAGCGUAAGGAACGCGACAUGUUUGAACUUGAUGCAAGGGAUGAAUGGAUCAGAUACAACAAAAAGAGCCUGGAUAACGUGUAUGGAAAUGCUUUGCACCAAACAGAAUUAGAAGAAAAGAAUUAUUCAAGGUUUCCUAACGCACGCAAUGCUACUGCCUUCCACCGAGAUCUCGAAGACAGCAUUGCUAAACGUGCAUUAUGUUCGUCGUUAUCUAGUGAAGCAUUAACAACUACAAAAAGCGAUAACAGAGACAAUAGUAGUACUCAACGAAGGGAAAUUAUUUUACGUCCACGUAUUAUUCUUGAUAAUGAUCUGCUCAACCCAUCGAUAUCCACACCAUCUGCCGAUAAUUUGGAAAAUGAUAGUGGAAUGGGAAGUCUUCAGGUUCGUUUACGUGACUCCGUAACAUCAGAAUCCAGUCCAGCACCAGUGAUCUGUAAACCUACUUAUACUCAUUUCAGGCAAUCUUUAAUCAACUAA